AUUUAUUAUAUUUAUCUAUAUAAUGAUGAGCAACAACGUUGAACUAAAAGAAAAGCUUUUGGAAGAACAUGAGAAUUGCCCAGGUUGUAAAGUAGAUCGUCAAAAGCAAGGACAAACCGGGUUACCCAUCAAGCAGCUCAUUAUUAUAUGGGUCGUCGUCUUGUGUGCUGCACUGCCAAUAUCAUCUCUAUUUCCAUUUCUUUAUUUCAUGAUAAGAGAUUUCAACAUCGCGGAUACAGAGGAGGACAUCAGUUACUAUGCAGGUUUUGUUGGAUCUGCAUAUAUGGUUGGAAGGGCGUUGACAUCUGUCUUUUGGGGAGUAGUUGCUGAUCGAUAUGGUCGAAAACCAGUUAUUAUUAUAGGCAUUACAUCAGUGGUUAUUUUCAACACAAUGUUCGGUUUUAGUGUCAACUAUUGGAUGGCUAUCCUUACAAGGUUUUUUCUUGGAUUUUUGAACGGGCUACUUGGACCAAUAAAGGCAUAUGCAUGUGAACUUUUUGGGGAAGAACAUCAAGCGCUAGGAUUAUCCGCUAUUAGUACAUCAUGGGGUAUAGGACUGAUUGUUGGCCCGGCAUUGGGAGGUUACCUUGCACAGCCUGCGGAGAAGUUUCCAGGUCUGGUAUCACCCGAUUCUUUAUUUGGGAGAUUUCCAUACUUAUUGCCUUGCCUUUGCAUCUCCAUUUUUGCACUUUUUGUGACCAUUGGCGGCGCAAUAUGGCUUCCGGAAACAUUGCACUUUCAUAAGAAGAGUGAGUUAGAGUCUGCUUCUUUUGUUCCCAAUGAGAUGGAUAAGACAGAUGAAAAGAAUGAUUCUAGUAUAAUGAGUCUCCUCAAGAACUGGCCAUUAAUGUCUUCUAUCAUUGUCUAUUGCGUUUUUUCACUUCAUGACAUGGCUUACACUGAGAUCUUUUCAUUGUGGGCCGUGAGUCCUAAAAAUUUGGGGGGCCUGAGCUUUUCUACUGAAGAUGUUGGCAUGGUUUUGUCUAUCACAGGGAUGGGCCUUCUCCUUUUCCAGACCAUAUUAUAUCCAAUUGCAGAGAGAUUUAUUGGCCCCAUCAUGGUGGCUCGCAUUGCGGGAAUCUUGUCUAUACCUCUACUCGCGUCUUAUCCAUAUAUAGCCCUGCUAUCGGGAGUCAUACUUAAUAUUACAUUAAAUUGUGCAUCGAUCAUGAAGAAUGUUCUAUCGAUUUCCAUCGUAACAGGGACAUUCAUGUUACAAAAUAAAGCUGUGGAACAACGCCAAAGAGGUGCGGCGAAUGGUAUAUCCAUGACUUUGCAGUCAAUAUGUAAAGCAAUCGGUCCAGCAUGUGGUGGAGCACUAUUGUCUUGGUCCCAAAAGAGACAAAAUGCCGCCUUUCUUCCUGGGGAUCAAAUGAUAUUUUUUCUUUUAAAUGUAAUAGAGGGAAUUGGUGUUCUUCUGACGUUCAAGCCAUUUUUGAUCUCAAACCAUUACUAGAAGACAGUACAACAAUCACGCUUGAACCUGAUUUCAUUCUCCUUAUUCUUUGUGAUUGUGACGAUUGUACGUGUGGACUCUAGUCGCGGACAUGAUAUAAGCCAAUAUCGUAACAGUGGAAAGGCCUCUAGUUUUGUCUUGAUGCUUGUGUUACUUUGCCUUCUUAUUGAUCAAUGUGUUGCUUUCAUAUGAUUAAAAGCUGUAAUGAUUUAUUGUAUAACAUUCUGUAGUAUAACUUCAUGUGAAUCAAUAUUAUUUAUAGUUGUAGAC
This is a messenger RNA of Erigeron canadensis, 1726 nucleotides long. RefSeq names its product protein ZINC INDUCED FACILITATOR-LIKE 1-like. The record is from RefSeq and is a predicted model, not a curated record. NCBI's taxonomy places the organism in Eukaryota, Viridiplantae, Streptophyta, Magnoliopsida, Asterales, Asteraceae. Gene Ontology annotation, biological process: transmembrane transport; regulation of stomatal closure. Gene Ontology annotation, cellular component: plant-type vacuole membrane; plasma membrane. Gene Ontology annotation, molecular function: solute:potassium antiporter activity. The coding region runs from base 23 to 1456 and encodes 477 amino acids. The transcript has 17 exons.